CGGCCGACAUUGAACAGCUGAACCGUUUCCCGUGCGGUGGCUACAGUGAUGAGUCCACCGUCGUCUAUCUGCAGCAUCCGUGCGUGAUGCUAACGGCACUGGAGGUGCUCGGGUAUCGGGUCGUAGCGUCCUCGUCCACCGCCGUCAAGCAAGACUACAACGAGUACAUGUGGACGAUGCGGAAGGAGUUUAGCGAUCCCGAACCGUACCUCAGCGAAACGUCCUCCGCCGUGAUCGAGCGAGACAAUCUGGCCAACAGUGGCCGCGAGGGUGGCAACUACAACGGUGGGAACAGCAAAAUCGAUCUGCCGGAGUAAAACGUUCCGUGCGGUGGUCGUUCAGCCAGCAUGUGUACCAAAAAUACUGAGAAUAUUCGUACGGGUAGUAACGGUUUUUCAUAAUUUGUAUUCGAAUGAGCGACAGCCAAAAUGACAGCUGUCACGCAACGUCACAACAAAACUCCCGAACCAAAACAAAAAUCCUUGUACUGAUGAUUGUUGAGCCGGUUCGGGAGUGCACAAAAUCAUCACUCCGUUUAGCCAUAGCUGCAAACAUUUGUGAAAAUCGUCGAUCGAUUGUAAUUUAGCUUGCUGCACAAUGUCCUCGUGAAAAAAGCGCUUGCGUGGUAGUGUGUGUACGAAAGUACGGAGAGCUGUUUCAUAGCAACACAACCUACACCAGUGGACCAUGAGGGGAUGUGGAAGCUUCCGGCCUACUUGAAUCGCUUGCUACCAAAUUAAUGAACCUGUCUCUGCAUUCGCGCAAUGACCGAGAAGCCCUGCAACGAGCGUGAUGCUCACGAUCACACGAAAUGUUCAUCGAAAGGUGUCGGCGCGACACAGUCACUGAGCGAGCUGGAUUUUGACCGAGGGAUAUGGAGUGCGGCGAUGAGUAACGAAAUCGACCGCCUGGAAAUGCUUAUUACCAAAGGACACCUUUACGACCGGGACAGCUGUGGUUACACCGCACUACACUACGCCGCACGCAGCGGGCACGCCGAGGCUUGCCAUUUACUCUUAGCACGAGGGCUCGGAGUGGACGAAGUCACGAACGGUGGCGUUACCGCACUUCAUCGAGCUGCAAUGAUGGGACACUACAAAAUCCUUCAACUACUGAUAGCAAACAGUGCGAACGUAAUGCAUAAGGAUAAGGAUGGCAAGACGGCCCUACACCGGGCAGCCGAAGGUGGCCAUCUGCAGUGCUGUCAGUUGCUUGUACGCUUAAAUCCCGCCCUCUGCCAUGUACAGGACGUGCGGAACCAGAAACCGAUCGAUCUCGUGCGAAACACUCACAGCGAUUCGGACCAGCUAAGACACUUGUUGGCUGGAUAGCAUUAAGGCCUGAAGAAAAGCUUUCAUUUCGUACACCUUCUGUCUUCCCCGUAUAAAUUGCGUACUAAAGGGAGCACUACUUUUAAAGGGCAAAAGUCCCAUUUUAAAAACUCGAUUUGUUGCGCUUAUUUGUGAUUUGCGAGUGAUGAUGUGAGUGUCGCACAAGGGUAAUUUUCUAUUUUGUACCCACACAAGAUUUUAGACUUUAGCAAACCGUGUGUACUAGGAAAGUUAUAAUAAAUGAAAAAUUAUAGUAAAUGA
Messenger RNA from Anopheles stephensi (Asian malaria mosquito), 1592 nucleotides. RefSeq names its product ankyrin repeat domain-containing protein 39. Gene Ontology annotation, molecular function: protein binding. Bases 765 to 1331 code for a protein of 188 amino acids. Lineage: Eukaryota; Metazoa; Arthropoda; Insecta; Diptera; Culicidae. The transcript is spliced from 4 exons. The record is from RefSeq and is a predicted model, not a curated record.